Messenger RNA from Saccostrea echinata, 1805 nucleotides. RefSeq names its product E3 ubiquitin-protein ligase MSL2-like. Gene Ontology annotation, cellular component: MSL complex. Gene Ontology annotation, molecular function: ubiquitin protein ligase activity. The record is from RefSeq and is a predicted model, not a curated record. Lineage: Eukaryota; Metazoa; Mollusca; Bivalvia; Ostreida; Ostreidae. The transcript has a single exon. The coding region runs from base 106 to 1251 and encodes 381 amino acids.
GAAAAUGAUGAUGUACAGAUGGCGCACUUGGAAGUAAACCAACUUCUCCCAAAAUUGACAUAAUAUACUAUCUCAGAUUUGUUUAUUGACUGAUUUUAUAAAGGAAUGAAUCCUAUAAGUGUUUAUGUGGCCACCUGUCGGUAUGUCAUGUCAGCACGUUUCACCGAUCGCGAGACUUGGGUCGAUCUUUAUCGCUACCUCCCCUACCUUAGACAAUCACUGGGUUGUUAUGUAUGUAGAAACCUAGCACUCAACCCACAUUCACCGUCGCAUAAGAACUGUCAACACUUCGUGUGCAAAGAUUGCGUAGGUGGCAAGAUGAAACUGAAGCCACAGUGCAGUUGGUGCAAGAAAUACGAUGGAUUUGUUGAAAAUGCACAGUUGAGGAUUGUUAUUCUUGGAUUCAAGAGGAUUUGUCAUUUCAUUCAUAGUUCACCAAUCAUGACAGCUCUAAGGGAAAAUACUCUGAAUGGGGAAAAUGAUAAUUUAGUCCGGAUAAUCGAAGACGGUCUUAAAUUUGAGGACGAUUUCAAAAUGUGCUCACCUAUUCCUCUACCACCAGUAUUGUUGCCCAGUCAGUUGUCAUUGAGUGUUAAGAAAUCUUCAGAUUUACCAAAGGUAGAUCUUGUCCGACCCCUGUCCUCCACAUCAGAAACAAUUAGUGAACAAGAAGAUAAUCUCUCACCACCUGUAUUGGAAAAAUCUCAAGAAAUAGACAAAGAACUUGAAAUUAAUGUUGAUGUUGAAACACAUGAACUGUCACCUACAACAUCAGAAGAACUUAUUGAUGUUUGUAAGUUACCAAGUCCAAGUGAACAAGACAAUAAUUCACUAAAAAGAAAGAAAGAGCCAGUUUUAUCAUUUGAAGCUUUCCAAAAUACAAAAUUAUUAGAACACAGACUACUUGAAGUUAAUUGCAUUGGACCAAAGGGAGGUAACCUGAGGAUCUCUUCCACACCUAUUGUGGAAUUGUCAAUGAAAAAGUCAAAACAUUCAAAUAAUCCAAGUGAUGUGAAAAUAUGUAAAUGUGGCAGAGGAGGAACAAACAGUAGAUUGACUUGUCUAGGACAAAGAUGUCCGUGUUACAUCAAGAAACUACCUUGCAUCAACUGUAAAUGUCGAGGUUGUAGGAAUCCAAGGAAAGCCACUGCAACUAAUUCUGAAAUCUUAACAAACAACAAUAACAUUUCUGAUUCUUCUUCAUCUGUGGACACACAAGUUUCCCAAAAUGAAAAUAUCUGUGUUGUUUAACAGUAAUUAAUGUCCUCUGAAACUAUUGUGAUAAUUGAACUUAUAUUUAUUAUUGCUAGAGGAAUAAAAAAAUAGGAGAAAUAUUUAUGUACAAACGUUGUUAUCUCAAACCCCAUGGGACGGAGAAAAUACUUCGAGAUAUCCGAGUGUUCGAGAUAUCCAGGGUAAAAUAAUUUCUUCGACAUAUCCAUUGUAUUUGAGAUAUCAGUGUUCGAGAUACCGAAGUUUGACUGUAUCUGGCACGUCAGGGCACCAGAAUAAAUUGCUUGUUAAUUUAUGGCUUUUAAUGUAUGUAAUUUUUUGAAUUUGUUUUAGUAAGGUCCUGACCUUGUUCAGAAAGCUUUAUAUUGUUAUUAUGGUUAAUUUUGAGAAGUUUACAUAUAGAAUUUAACACUUGUCAUGUUAAUAUAAGAAACAUAUAUUCAAAUUGAGUUUUACAAAUCAUCCAAGUAAAACAUGCCAAUAUAUCCUUUCUGGUCUUUUUAUGAUUAUUUUUAUAAAUAUAUGGAUAUUCAGUGUAUGAAAUAAUAUUAUAUUCCAAAUACAAGAUUCAC